UUAAAAUUUGUGCAUGCAUAAUUUUUUUGCAAGUGCAAGGUGGGCGUUUACGUUAAUAUACAACGAUUACUGUCGGUACAUCAAUGCAUAUAUUUUGCAAUGCAUUUUCUGCCACGGUUAAAAGAUCACAUGAGAAUUAUAUUGAUAUGUGUUGACUAAAUUAGAAUCGUCUUGCCCGUUUGUAUUUAUGAGUUGACACUGCAUUGUCGGAAAAGACCGUGACCCUUCUGAUGUAUAUAUAUAUAUUAUAUGCCUCACAGCAAUACACGUAUAAACAUUACAUAUUGUUUAUGAUCCACAAUCACAGUUGAGUAAUGCAUACAUACAUGUAUAUUAAUCACAAUCGACAAAAUUUGUGUGUUGAGUGGAUGACUAUUUAGUGGUUGGAAUUCCAUGAUCACAGAUUUUAAAAAAAUCCAUUUUCAUUGAAAGACUUGAUUUGCAGGUUCGUUAUGAAUUUGAAUAACUGAGAUAUAUAUGUCAGUUUUUUUAUCAAUGAAUUAAAACCAGUGAUUUUCGUUUUAAAGUUCUCCAUUCCUAAGCUUCAAAGUAUUUUUUUUUUAUCAUACUAAAUGUUAUUUAUCCCUAAAACUUUAUGAAUGAAAUAAACUAAAAAGAAUUUUUUUAUGGUUAUGAAGUUUUUGCAAUUAGUGCUUCAAUCAACAUAUUAGAAUAAUGUACACAAGUUGAGAUCAAAUUAGUAAAAAAAAAGGUUGUUCUUGUGCAUCAGUGGCUCGAACCCCUUUGCCUCUAGAUAGUAGGUCUCUGUGGAUCCACUAAGCCAAACAGUUUGUAGAAUGGCUUUGCGUAAUAUUAACACUUCAGGACUUAUUGAAUUUAUCUAUAUAAAAUGCAGAUUUAUGGUACGAGUAAAAAAAAUCCAGAUAAUUUAGAGUUAUCGAACAUUGCUGAGGAUCGAAGAAACUUAAGCACACCAUGUGACGAGGAAUGGGGAGGAAGGGAGUCACAUAAUUGUACGAGUGCUUGCAUCAUAAUUAUUAAAUUACAACAUGACAGCAUUGCUGAUUGCCUUGCUGUUACAAGUAUCCCAUUUUGUCACUUAACAUUACAUACAUGGCACAUGUGCAUCCUUCCAAGUUCCUGUUCAGUGUUCAUACAUUGUACUACAGUAUACAUAUAUACUUCAAAAUAGUAUAAUGUUACAGCAAAGGAGGACGGAACAAUAUUUUAAGUACUUUAGAUCAAAGCAAUAGCAAAAUGAGUAAUGUAUCAAAUGUAGUCAAUACUUCAAAGAUUAACCCUCUGUAGGUCAAAAUUUUUGUGUAAAAAAAAACCCCAACAAACUGGGACUUGCAUCUUUGCUAUUUAUAUGGAAAACUGUUAAUUAUCUCGAGAUAUUAAUCAUGUUGAUUGGAUGGGCUCCAGACAAGUCCUGCCAUCUGUUGCUGUGUUGAAACAUUAUCAGAUAGUCAUUUCCUAUCAGGGCCUUAACCUGUAUAAUUACUCAUCAUGUCCCUCCCCUAAUGAGCAUUCGCUUAUGUAAGAGAAUUUAAUGAAUAAUCAGUUUGCAUUGAUUGCUCAGACAAUCUCAAUUUGACAAUAUAUUCUCAGCAGUUUCCCCUGGUGAGAGGCGUGACACACAGAAGUUAGGUGGUUAUUUCCAGGGUGUUCUCCGCCCCAGUCUCAUGUCAAGGUGAAAUUUUCAGCUCCCUGGUGGUUUAUCCUUAGUCACACCUGGGUGAACCAUUGUUUAUCUACCUGAAUGUUUAUUGCCAGGCAAUUACUGCAUAUCAUACUUGAUGUCAUUUGUUUACCUGUAGGAUUAACACUGUGUGAUAAUCUGUAGACCAUAAAAUUAUUUCCUGGGAAUUUUCCGGGCACUAUACAUGGUAUCUACCCCAUGAAGUAAUUAAGCCAAUUAUCACACCCCUACAAAAGAUUCACACCUGUAAAAAGGGUGCAUUGAAUGGUGAAAAAAAAUCAGUGUGAAGUUAACAAGACUCAGUUCUCACAGGUUAAAGAGGUUUACUGCUGAGUAAACACUCACUUCUACCCACUUGUAGGAAAAACCAACCCAUUCUGAGAAUGGUGGUGUGGCUAGUUCCUGUACAGGCACUUAUUGCCAAGAGAAAGUUAGAAUUAGAACCAACUCAUAUUAAUGAAGGUUUCAAAACUCCAGCCAAAGCCUGCAAAAGAAGACGGACAGUAUCUGGCACAAGCCCUAAAGUGCCAAAGCUAGGUUCUCCCUCCGAAAAGACUAGAUAUGAUACUUCCCUGGGUCUUUUAACGAAAAAGUUUGUUGGUCUUCUGCAGAGUGCAACAGAUGGGGUUUUAGACUUGAAUAAAGCUGCAGAGUACUUAGAGGUCCAGAAAAGAAGAAUUUAUGACAUUACUAAUGUGUUAGAGGGAAUCAAUCUAAUAGCCAAAAAAUCAAAGAACAACAUACAGUGGAAGGGCUGCACAAAUUCCAUUGCUGCUAAUCCAGAUUGUCCGAAAUUAUCUACAGAAAUUUUAGGUUUAAGCACAGAACUUGGUGAUUUGGAAGCUAAGGAGAAUCGCCUAGAUCAAUUGAUAGCAACAUGUACCAAACAGUUGAAGCAGAUGACAGAGGACCCAUCAAAUGCAAAAUUAGCUCAUGUCACCUACCAGGACAUCCGCAGCAUCAGCUCACUUGACGAACAAACUGUGAUAGCAAUAAAGGCCCCUCCAGAGACCCGGCUGGAGGUUCCUGAUCCAGAAACUAACAUCCAGAUCUGGCUGAAGAGCACCAAGGGUCCCAUAGAGGUGUACCUGUGUCCAGAGGACACAGAGGGGAACGGAGACACCAGCUCCUCCAGUCUGGGAAGUCUCAACAGUGAGGAGAGUAGGGAGAGUCUGUAUGUAUCAGACGACUCCCUCUCCUGUGACAGUUUUAGAUCUGGAAAGAAAGUCAAGCAAGAACCAGAUGUACACAUCAAGACAGAGCCAGAUUCACAGUCCAGUAAUUCCUCCAGCGGCAGAGGUCAGUCGACCGUGAAGAAUGCCCUGCUGGAGGACCAGGACAUUUCUCCAGAUAUUGAUGGAAACAUCUUGCCUCAGACAGAGGACCAGGAGCUGGACUCCCCCUUCAUUCACCUAGAUGCCCCCCUCAGCAUGGACGACUAUAUCUUCAACCUGGACGAUGGCGAGGGCAUAUCUGACUUAUUUGAUGCCUAUGACUUCCCUGUCGUGUGAAAAUUUAAACAUUAUUGGAGGUGAAUGGGGACAGAGGGUGAUGAAUUAUGGAAGUUUAUAACACAAUUUAGUGCCUUUGCUAUACAUGUUUAGCUUGAGUACAUGUGUAUUCUGUUGAAGAAGUCUUAAGCUUAUUUUUACAUUGAAUGCACAGAACAAACAGCUUUAGUAAAUUCUAAUUGAGUGAUGAUUUUGAAUAUUGGAGAUUAUAUUAUAUUUUAAUCUUCAAUAUCAGAAAAUUAACCUAAUUAUUAAAAUAAUUAUGAACAAGUUAAAAGAUCGAAGGCAUGUAUACUAAAUCAGAAAUGUCAGGAGAAAAAAAUACCUUUAAUAUAGAAGUUUGAAAGAGGUAUAUAUUUUUGUGAUUUAUUUAUUUAUAAAACUGACUAAUGGAAAACUUAUUUAUUACAUGAAUGGAAGAAGUUGGAGGUUUUUUUUAUGUGGCUGAUUGUGUCAGAGUAAAAGUACUUUUUAAUCAUUCAAAUCGUAUGUGUGCAAUGCAGAGAACUGCUUAUACUAAUGAGCACAUACUAGUCUUUCAUUUCCAUCACAGUUGCAACAAAAAUCUAGGGACCACUAUUUUUUAUUGUAAAGCAUUUUGUUAAUGUUAUUCAUUUCAUCAUAUCAGAAUCAAAUGAUUUAAAUCGUGAUUUGAAUAUAGAUAUUCACCGAUAAUCAUGUUUACCACUUGUUUUCAAAUUCAACAUCUUUUUAAAUUUACCAUCUUUAACCCAGGACUGUGUAUAAUUAAAUCAUAUAUAGUCUCGUGAUCAAUCAAAUAUGCAUAAAAUGUGUUCAGAAAAAAAUAUUUUUUAUAAUAUAUAUCUUGGAUGGUAAUAAUAGUGUGUUGAGAAUGUUACUGUUCAGGAAAACCAUCCAUGUGUUCAGAAAUCAUUUACAACAAAGUGUUCAGAAAUCAUUUACAACAAAGUGUUUAAAAAAUCACCACUACAGUGUGUUCAGGAAUUGCCGCUUUGAUGUGUUCAUAUUAUUGCCACACUUGUGUUCACUAAUGUAAGGAUUGCAUUAUGUUUGAAAUUUUUUGUGUGAGUAGAUGUAGACGAGUGUUUGUUGUUUUUUUUUCUGCCCCAUGUGUGACAUACUUGGAUACAUUAGUGUUUGAAAUUUUUUAUGUAUAAAGUCAAAGUUGUGUGGUGUAAGUAACCAAUGAGAAGAAAAAAUGGAGACAUAUAUUUGAGUAUUACCGAUUGCUAUUGAUCAGAAGUCUAUGUUUACACCACUGAGGACUAUAGUGCUAAUACAAUAGAUGUGUAUGUACAUAAUAUGUCAGUCUGAUGGCCAACUAGAGUUUAUUUACUGUGUGGAUGUUGCAUUGGUAUGUUCUAAGUAUUGUAUUCCCUGCAUUUAUGGCUUUAAAUAUUGGACUUUAUAUAUAUUUUUAAUAUAUGAGUGUAUUUAAUAAGUUAUUGUCUGUGUAACUCCAAAGUACUUUUUGUUGUGUGUGACAAAAGAUUACCUCUUGUUUAUCUGUUUGCUUUGCAAAUGUUACAAUUAAUGAUUUUGAUUUUCUUUUAUAGGUGUACUUUAGUUUGAGCAUGAUUUUUUCUAGUUUUAUUUAAAACAUUUUUUUUUAGUAAAUUAGAUUUGUAUUACUGAAAAAAGACCCCAAAAUGCAAGGAAGUACAAGAAAAAUAAUAAAACUAUUUUUAGGAUUUAUAUAAAGAUAGAUUUCGAGGACAAAACAAAGCCCCUUUUAAUAUCGGCAGCAAUUAAGUUAAAUGGCUCUUUAGUUAUAGCGCCUAAUAAAUGCAUUAAUUCUGUUUGAAAAUAGUGGUUUAGUACUAGUCAUGUAGGCGAUUUGAUUCACGUGCAAUUGAAAAAAUUAAAUGAAUAUAUAUAAUUGUUAUAGCAGAUAAAUUUUAUAAAUUUAUUGAAAAGAUAUUUACUUUCUUGUAGCAGUAUUUGUAUCACCAGUGUUGUUGUUUUUUUUCUUUCUUCUUUUAUAAUUUCAUCAGGUAGUUAUUUUAACAAUAUGCAGUGUGUGAAAGAAUUGAAAAACCAGAACAUGUGCUUAAAAGUUUAUAUUGCAUGCCUUACGAAAUCUUACAAGACAAAAUUUAACGAAUGUAAGUUACGAAUGGAGUAGAGAUUUUUAUUUCGCUAUGCAAGGACAAUAUGGCGUCAGGUUGACCCUCAUUAAGUGUGGCAACCUUUGAUGAGACUGCAAGAAGACACAAUUUUCUUUAUUUACGUACCAAUGUGCAGGGACCAGCAUGCCUUAUUUUGGACUUGUUUCUAUUGUUGAUCCAUUACUGUUGAAGUUACUUGUUGACAUUUAUCAUGUUAGUACCAUUUUCUUCUUUUCCUCUGCAGUGGAAUACUUGUUUAUUGGACAGACUCUAUCCCUUGUGUAAUUGUGUUCGAAAUAAUCAUUUGUAAAUGGCAUGUGAACUGAUAAACAAGAUAAUGCAGUUUUAUUUCAUUAUUUAAAUUUUUCGUGAUAGUAAUUUUAGAAUAUUUUUGCAUGAUAGUAAACUUAGAUUAAACAUGUUUUAGGUAAUUUAUUUGUAGUAAAAUUAAGUUAUAGUUUAAAAACCUAAAAUUGGUUACUCAAUACAAGUGUUUAGUUUUUGGUUUUUUUCAUUAAUUUUAAUGUGAGAAUAAAGAACUUUUCUUUUGAACUAUUUAAAACAUAAAGUACAUGUAGAUUUACACAUAUUAUCAUCAGAGGACCAAUCAUAAUUUUUUAAAUAUUAAUAUAAGACAUUGUAAAAUCUAUUUUUUGAAAUGUUGUACUGCCAUUGUUACAGUUGGAAGUUCUAAUCAUGUUUCAUUCACCUGAAUUGACUGUCACAACUGCAGAUGCACUGAGGGUAUUGCAUUGGCUGUGUGUCAGUAUGUGUGUUGGUCUACAGGACGAGUUCUUACUAUAUACCUGUACAAACAGAGUUGUUGUGAUGUGAAGUACAUUGAUAAAUAAAGUAAUGAUAAUAUGA
This is a messenger RNA of Magallana angulata, 6131 nucleotides long. RefSeq names its product transcription factor E2F3-like. Gene Ontology annotation, cellular component: RNA polymerase II transcription regulator complex. The transcript has 8 exons. The record is from RefSeq and is a predicted model, not a curated record. Gene Ontology annotation, biological process: regulation of transcription by RNA polymerase II. Lineage: Eukaryota; Metazoa; Mollusca; Bivalvia; Ostreida; Ostreidae. Bases 2047 to 3174 code for a protein of 375 amino acids. Gene Ontology annotation, molecular function: DNA-binding transcription factor activity, RNA polymerase II-specific; RNA polymerase II cis-regulatory region sequence-specific DNA binding; protein dimerization activity.